Messenger RNA from Mizuhopecten yessoensis (Yesso scallop), 4161 nucleotides. RefSeq names its product epithelial cell-transforming sequence 2 oncogene-like. The record is from RefSeq and is a predicted model, not a curated record. Gene Ontology annotation, molecular function: guanyl-nucleotide exchange factor activity; protein binding. Lineage: Eukaryota; Metazoa; Mollusca; Bivalvia; Pectinida; Pectinidae. The transcript has 25 exons. The coding region runs from base 90 to 3500 and encodes 1136 amino acids.
CUCACACGUAAAAGAAAUAUGGCGGGCAUUAGAGUCGAAGUUGAUUAAAACCGGGCUACUGAAGGAUCUGACAAAACAUUCAGGUAAAGAUGGCCGAUCAGGUUGAAUUAAAUAGUAAGUCCAGGAAAGUGAAGUCUUCCACGCUUCAUCUGACCAAAAAUGACAAGAAAAUACUUGGUCAAAAUACGGAAAGAAAGAAGGAGGUAGUUGCCUCUCAGGAAAAGUUUAGCACCAACAAAAUGAGGACAUACAACAGUGCCUGGACACCGGUGGUUCACAAGCCUUCCAAUGAAAUGAUAUUUCAUGAAAGACGGGAUCUGAUUUCUCACUGGUUUGACCUUUGGUCGGACUCCCAGAGGAAGCGGUUCUUUGAUGUGGUGUUCCAGCAGUGUCGACGUAACCAGUAUAAGUUUGUACAGCAAUGGUUCCAGGAGAGGGUCCCCCUCCAACACCUUGAUUUCACCACUGUGCUGCCACGCUUUCUCAGUGUGUAUAUUUUCUCCUUUCUGGAGCCCCAGAGCCUUUGUAGAGCUGGGCAGGCCUGCUGGCACUGGAGGUUCCUCACAGCACAGGAUGAAAUAUGGAUGCCAAAGUGUUUAAAGUAUGGCUGGAUCCUUCCUUACAAGCCUCCCAAGAAUGAAUAUAGUGCAUGGAAAAAUCACUAUGUGGCUUGUAUACAUACACAGGGCUAUAUCCCAGCUAAUGAUUUGCACUCGAUUGGUGGGUUAGGUGGCCACCCAACUCUGUCUGUGUUGUCUACAAAGAAGACCAAAUCAGCACCACGGUCCGGCCGCCUCUCGCCUACAACCAGCAGACGUAACAUGGAUGUUAGACCUCCAUGGUCUGGUGUGUCUCAGAAACCAAAAGACCUGGAAAAGUCUUUCUAUGCCUUCCUUCAUGGAUUCAACCCCAAUGAUCCAAAUAUCCCCAAAUCUGCCCUCAUCCUACAUAACAAGUGGGGCAUCCCCAAGAAACAGCAUGAACAGGCGCUAAGCCGAUCCGAGGACUUUGAGCUUGGCCUUGAUUCACACAAGCGGAAGAAAAGCCAUAGAGUUCUCACGUCUGGAGAAGACUGUGACCUGAAGCGUCUGUCUCAGCGUACGUCACUGAGGGACACGAUGGAGCUUGAAAACAUGGAAGAAAGACGAGUUAAACAGCUGGUGGAUACAGAAUGGUAUCCCCCUAAUAGGACACGAAUACAGAAGCCUGACAUGACUAAGGGUGUGUUCCCCUACAACAUCAACCAGACUGAGUCUGACAUUAAAGGCCAACUACAGGUGGAAAAGCCUCGAGUGAUCUUCAUCUCCUCCAGGGUACCAGCUGCUGAUUUAUUGGUUGAUGCUGUGCUGUUUGGAGUUAUCCCAGUGGUGUACGAGUAUGAAGGCACUACAACAGAAACUCUCCUUCUUAAACUGGAGAAGGCACUCCAAGGGAGACAAGCACAGAGUAUUGGCCUAUUUUGUCAUAGCCAGGAGCCUGGAGAGUUACGAUUGGUCCAGAAUUGUACUGUUACCUUGGAUACUCUGGAUUCAACCAAUGUCUCCCAGUUCUUUGAAACAGUGGCUGACCGCAUUAUACCACCAAACAAGGGGGGACAACUGGAUGUGUUUGUCCCCCUCGCAGCAUCAGAACCAGGCAUGGAGAUAUUGACACAACUAAGUGUGUCGACAGGGAUGCAUUUAUCCUCCCCUACAGGGAUCAUUGGCUACUACAACCAUGUUAACAGUGAUUGGCUGUUGACUUACAAGGAGGGUCCACCUCCGUCCAUGUACUUCUGUACGUCCAAACUAGAUGUGUGGUCCAACACAGCUGACCAGGCGAAGGAGGCACUGACCACCUGUAAGAAACUGCUGUCUCCCUACUUUGAGAAAACACACAAGGAUAUUGUGUCUCAGCUGACAGGUCAAGUUAUGUUUGAUGUACUUGGGCAGACAGAAAUACAGGGAGCUAACAAAAUAGCUGAUGUCCUGACUGAGGGCCUCCGAAGUCUGGGCAGCGAGGAUAACGUGAACCCUCUUGAAUUCCUAGGGAAGUUUUUACUACAGCGAGCUGGUGUAGAUGAUCUGUCAUUCACAAGCAGCCUGGAAAAGUCCAGGACGAUGAAACGCCCCCCUGUGGAUCGUUACGAGUCUGUGGACUCAUCAGCUGGCGAUGAUGACGUGGACCUUGAGGACAGUGAAGUGGAGCAGAUCAAUGGUCACACCAAGGAGGAGACGGCCUUUGGGGAAGAAGAUGAAGUCGGCGAGGAGGAAGAAUUGAAGGAAGAGACCUCACCAAGAGAAAUGAGAGAGAAGGCACAGAAUGAACAGAGCGAGAAGGCACAACAGAGACAGAAGAAAAAGGGCAGAAAAGAGCAGACGACAAAGAAAGGACAAAUGACUCAGCAGAUGAAAGACUUCAAAGUAAGAUUUGGGACCAUGACUCUGACAGGAAAACAUGAGCGCCUGACUGCUAAGAAGUUCAGUGAGUACCCUGAAAAGAGAACACCUGUUGCUAUGGAGAUUUUGUCCAGUGAGGUGGAGUACAACAGAAUAUUGAAAGGAAUUAAAGACACCUAUGUAAAACCUCUCAAGGCAGCCCUCAGCUCUGACAGGGCCAUUGCCAGUUUCCAGAAUGUGCAGAUCAUAUUCACAGACCUCAUGUAUAUAUUGGAUGUUAGCAGUGAAAUGGUGGACGACUUGAAGAAUCGCCUUGCUGACUGGGACGCGACCAAUACUUGCCUGGGGGACAUUUUUGUUCGCUUCUGUACCCAUCUCAAAGUCUACACUAACUUUGUCAACAACUACGAUGUCAUCCUACAGUGUAUAGAACGCACCAAAGAACAAACACCUGCAUUCCGUGCCUUUCUCCAUCGCCAUGAACGCAUCCCAGAAACUCGCAGGAUGACGCUACAAGAGUUGAUGUUGCUCCCCCCUCGCCGUAUAGAACAGUAUGCCUUCCUGCUGAACUGGUUUGAGAUGCACACACCAACACAACACCAGGAUAGAGCUGAUCUAGCUGAUGCCAUUAAAACAAUAGGAACCUUGAACAGACACAUACAACAGACUAAACUGAGACUGGAGCGGGACAGGACAAUGAUAACACUACAGAAGUCCAUUCUGAACUCACCAAGUCUCCUGGAAUCCAACCGCUACCUAAUUAAACAGCUUGAUGUGGCCAACCUCCGACCUCCAGCCAAGACCAUGGUUCCUGAACUUAGGGUGUACCAGCAGUUCGAGGAGCUUGGCCUGUUUCUGUUCAACGAUGCCCUGGUGAUCACACGACGCACAUCCAGACAUUUUCCGUUCACACGUGCUGUUGAGCACACAUACAGGUUUGAGACCAGUUUGUCCCUGGCACGUCUCAAAGUCAUUGGCCUUGACAACACCAAAUACAUUCAAAAUGGGUUCAAGAUGGAAACCCCAAAUAAGGAGCUCUUCUGUUGUACCUCAUGUGAAGAGGACAAGUUUAACUGGAUCACAUUGCUGGAACAAGCCAUCCGAACUGCCCUGGAGGGGUGAACAGGUCUUUGGGCUUUAAUCUGCACAAGCACUAGGCUGUGAUACUGCCACCUUUUGGUCAUGAACCCUGCCCAAGCUACUUUCUGCUUUGCAUUUUGGGACAAAAUCACUAUUUAUUGUGACAUUUUAUAGUUCGUUUGUGUGUACAUGUAACUAUAGGUCUGAUAUGAACUUUCAUAUUGUGUUUUCAAUAAUCACAAUGAAAAAUUAUGCAAAUGUUCCACAUGAGUGUUGGUUAUAUUCAGGGUCAUAGAGGUUAGAGGUCAAUUUAACAAAUUGCGAUCAUUGACAUACUGAUUUUUUUACUUAAUAUCAUUUUUGAGAUUUAAAGUUGGUAAUAUUUAUGAUUCAGCUGUGAUAUAAAGAUGAAAAUGUGAUACAAAGAGUAGCCAGUUUUCUGCUUUUGUUAUAUAUUAAGUAUGAAUUGUUAGGAGCCAGUUUACAUCGAGAAUCUUUAAGCUUUAAUUCUGUAAUGGAAGAACUUGUUAUCAGGUUACUGGGAUUCAUCAGAAAUGUUGUGAUGACGUGUGGAAUAGCUAUUCAGAUUUGAUUUCUGACAUUGAUGUUACUUAUUCAGAAAGAUUCACUUGUUAAGUUUAAUGUUAAUAUUUUGCAGUGUAUUGCUGUUCUUGUUUUUAUUAAUUACUGAAUGAUGCUGAAA